UUUGGUUCAGGUUCGUACGCUGUAAUGUUUUUGACUGUGUUGUUUCUCCAUGGCGGUCUUCAGCUCAGCUGUACUGCGCUCUGUUCUGAACCUCAUGCCCACACAGGGCUCUCGCAGCUCGUGUUCUCUGCGGUGGCUCCGCCGGUUCUCCGCAGGCCCUGGUCCGGAGCCUCGAUCUGUCCGCGCUCUGCUUAGCGGGGAGUCGGACCGCUACGGCGGCGUGACAGUCCGGCAUCUCCCCGGUCAGAUCAGCGAGUCCACUUUCAGCUCCAUGCUGAGAGAUUCUCUCUCACAGUGGCGUUCUGAAGGAAGGAUAGCUGUGUGGCUGUAUGUGCCGCUGGCUCAGUGUCGUUUGGCGGAGGCUGCGGCGGUUCAUGGCUUCACCUUUCACCACGCGCUCGGAGACACGGCCGUGCUCAGCCUGUGGAUGGGGUCUGGGGAGAGCCGCCUGCCUGGCUACGCUACACACCAGGUCGGGGUGGCAGGGGCUGUUGUGAAUGAGUCCAGUGGAAAAGUCCUUGUUGUGCAGGACAAGAAUAAGACUGUGAACGCAUGGAAGUUCCCUGGUGGCCUUUCAAAUCCAGGAGAGAAUAUUGGUGCUACCGCUGUUCGCGAGGUCUUUGAAGAAACUGGCGUGCGAUCAGACUUCCGAUCUCUCCUGAGCAUCCGCCAGCAGCACAAUCAUCCUGGAGCGUUUGGAAUGUCAGACAUGUAUUUGAUCUGCCGUCUCAGUCCGCUAACACAUGACAUCAGCUUUUGCACGCAGGAAUGUCUGCGCUGUGAGUGGCUGGACUUGGUGGAUUUGGCCAAAACCAAGGACACUACACCGGUAACGAGCCGCAUUGCCAAACUGCUGCUGUACGGCCUGGAAAAGGGAUUUGACAGCAUUGAUCUAAGCAUGGAGGAAGUUCCCGCAGUGUACACUGGCCUUUUUUAUCAGAUUUAUCACAGAAAGCUUCCGGUGGAGCAUAAAUAGACCUCACUGAAUCUAGAACCUCCGGAAAACAUUAAGGCCCAAUUGCCUAGCAACCAACUGGAACUGGAAGCCUAUUUGGAGAUUCUGGAAACAGUAUUUGAAAGUCAUUCAUUAUGGGUUGUUUUCUAAGCUUGUGUCUAGGCAAUCAAUACAUAUGUUAAAUACAAUUUUUGAUGUAAAUAUUAUAUUUACAAUC
Pygocentrus nattereri (red-bellied piranha) is the source of this 1172-nucleotide messenger RNA. It is a transcript of the gene nudt6, whose product is annotated as nudix (nucleoside diphosphate linked moiety X)-type motif 6. Lineage: Eukaryota; Metazoa; Chordata; Actinopteri; Characiformes; Serrasalmidae. Bases 50 to 976 code for a protein of 308 amino acids. Gene Ontology annotation, molecular function: ADP-ribose diphosphatase activity; NADH pyrophosphatase activity; NAD binding. The transcript is spliced from 5 exons. The record is from RefSeq and is a predicted model, not a curated record.